CAGCUCGGUACGACAAGGCAACAAUGCGACCGGUGUGCAUACAGCACGGAUCGGACUGGAGAUUUGACACGGCACGAGAGAACUCACGCAGGAGAGAAACCCUUCAAGUGCAGUGUGUGUGGGAAGGCGUUUGCAGAUUCAUCUACUCUUGUAGCACACCAGAGAACACACACGGGAGAGAAACCCUUCAAGUGCAGUGUGUGUGGGAAGGCAUUUUCACGGUCAUCUGCUCUUGUAACACACCAGAGAACACACACGGGAGAGAAACCCUUCAAGUGCAGUGUGUGUAUGAAGGCGUUUGCACAUUCAUGUACUCUUGUAGCACACCAGAGAACACACACAGGAGAGAAACCCUUCAAGUGCAGUGUGUGUGGAAAGGCGUUUGCAUAUUCAUCUGCUCUUGUAAUACACCAGAGGACACACACAGGAGAGAAACCCUUCAAGUGCAGUGUGUGCUUGAAGGCGUUUCCACGUUCAUUUCUUCUUGUAGAACACCAGAGAACACACACGGGAGAGAAACCCUUCAAGUGCAGUGUGUGUGGGAAGGCAUUUUCACGGUCAUCUGCUCUUGUAACACACCAGAGAACACACACGGGAGAGAAACCCUUCAAGUGCAGUGUGUGUAUGAAGGCGUUUGCACAUUCAUGUACUCUUGUAGCACACCAGAGAACACACACAGGAGAGAAACCCUUCAAGUGCAGUGUGUGUGGAAAGGCGUUUGCAUAUUCAUCUGCUCUUGUAAUACACCAGAGGACACACACAGGAGAGAAACCCUUCAAGUGCAGUGUGUGCUUGAAGGCGUUUCCACGUUCAUCUCUUCUUGUAGAACACCAGAGAACACACACAGGAGAGAAACCCUUCAAGUGCAGUGUGUGCGUGAAGGCAUUUGCACGUUCAUCUCUUCUUGUAGUACACCAGAGAACACACACGGGAGAGAAACCCUUCAAGUGCAGUGUGUGUGGGAAGGAGCGAGAGCCAAUACGCUCCCAAGAAUUCACGAUGUUCUAA
Messenger RNA from Petromyzon marinus (sea lamprey), 1008 nucleotides. RefSeq lists its product as uncharacterized. Gene Ontology annotation, molecular function: DNA-binding transcription factor activity, RNA polymerase II-specific; RNA polymerase II cis-regulatory region sequence-specific DNA binding. NCBI's taxonomy places the organism in Eukaryota, Metazoa, Chordata, Hyperoartia, Petromyzontiformes, Petromyzontidae. Gene Ontology annotation, biological process: regulation of transcription by RNA polymerase II. The record is from RefSeq and is a predicted model, not a curated record.